This is a messenger RNA of Gambusia affinis (western mosquitofish), 914 nucleotides long. RefSeq lists its product as uncharacterized. Bases 120 to 794 code for a protein of 224 amino acids. Lineage: Eukaryota; Metazoa; Chordata; Actinopteri; Cyprinodontiformes; Poeciliidae. The transcript is spliced from 2 exons. The record is from RefSeq and is a predicted model, not a curated record.
CUCAAUUUUUUAAGAAUCAGGUGGAGCAGGUCAAGAUAAAGCUGGUUGACACGACAGACAACAGCAAGGAAAAUAAAAUCAAAUUUGAGAAGGACCUCCUGCGUACAAGGGAAGAUUACAUGAAACUGAGAACGCAGAGAGAAGACGCUCUGACCAAAAACAGAAGAGCUGCAGAAGUACUUCUCAGCAAUAACAGAAAAAUUGGAAUACAAGCCGACAUCAUUCGUGAACAGGAAUGCAAGAUCGUAGAACUAACUAAGGAAGUUCUGCGACUCCAUGCGAAUGAGCAGAAAUUCAAAAUGGUUAAAGAAACGUAUUCCAAGGUGCAAAGGCUGGGGCUAAAUGAAGAGAAUGGAGAUAUUAUACUUCUCCCAGACACGGACAAGAAAACGGAAAAACUCACAAUGCUUCGCACUGAGAACCGCAGAUUGUCCACAAAACUGAAAGAGAAAGUGACAGAAAUUGAAAAUCUAAAGCUUGAGGAGGCGAAUCUCCAGAAUGUGAUGAAGUGUCUCAAGUCUAAGUUAGACCAUGUGCCGGAAGAUGUAAUGCUUCAAGUUCAGGAGAGUCAGACCACCAUCAAAGCUCUGAGAAGACAGAAAAAAGCACUAGAGGCAGAGGAAUUGUCUACAUCAGACAACACAUGGGAGAACCUACCCUACAGCCAGAGCCCAACCGAUCCAGAUCAUCGAAUGAUGAAGUCACUUCUUCUCUGCUCUACAGUCAGGUCAAGGACAAGACGGUGCCAAAGAACUAGAUGGAUACUUGGCCUGUUUAGUUUCAGGACUUACUGAAAUUAUUCCUAGUGGUAUAAAUGAAUGUUCUUUUGGAAAUUCUCUUCACUUUUACUUCAUACUUUGACUUUAAGGACAUUUUUUGAGAAAUUUAGUUUUGACAUUAAAUGUCAGAUACUU